Molecule: messenger RNA, 1976 nt
Organism: Elaeis guineensis (African oil palm)
Lineage: Eukaryota; Viridiplantae; Streptophyta; Magnoliopsida; Arecales; Arecaceae
Biological process (GO): transmembrane transport; metal ion transport
Cellular component (GO): membrane
Molecular function (GO): metal ion transmembrane transporter activity
Source: RefSeq, a predicted model, not a curated record
UCACAAUUUCGUCUCAUCGUUAUCUCUUCCCUUCUCUUCCAAUACAAUCUCGUCCGUCCGCCGCCUGCAGUACUCUCUUUCUGCCUCGCUUCCAUUUGGAUUCUAUGGUGGUUCUAAUUUAAGAUAUUACCAAUCGGAGGGCUUCUCCUCCUGGCCCUGCAACGCUCUUUGGAUCUCCAAGGGUGUUCCGCCGUCGAUUGUCUCGAACUUGUCGAUUCCGGAGCCCCCCAUCGAUGCAAAGUUCGCACCUUUCCCCCGAAUUUUGAUCCAAAAUCCAACCUUUCCAACUCCCAAUAUCCGAUCUUUCUCAAAGUUGGAACCUUCCUCAUGGAGCUUUUCACCGAGGACCCGGCGGCGGAGGGCGAGGAGCCGGAAAGGGAGAGCCUCACCAGGGUGCCCCACCACUACAGGCGCCAUUUCCCCGGCGCGGUCCGGCAAAGGGCCUACCUUUUCGACGGCCACGGCAAAUUCUUCACCAAGGAAUGGGACCUCCUAGAGGGCAACGGCCGAGAAUUUUGCUGGUAUCACGUCGAGCUCCCCAAGGGAAACCAGAAGCUCGCCAUCUCCGCUCAGUACCUCAUCGACGUCCUCUGCCCGCCAUUGAAACUCCAAGACAUUCUCACACUCGUCAGCAAUGGCCCCUUCUGCGGCCAUGUGGAUGGAGCCCUCGUGUUCCGGGUGAACUCCCCAGGCCCGGCGGCGAGCAAUUUCACUCUCCGGCUCGCGGCCAGGGUCACCGAGAACUCGGUGAUCACCGUGAGCUUGGGACGAGUGCCGAGGCUGGGUUUUUCGCAGACUGAGCAGUCGCUGCUGUCAGAGAUACCGAGCGUGGAGAGCCCAAGCCCGCGUUUGGUGAGGGAUGAGGAGAUUGGUGGUUCAAGUGGCAUUGUGAUUCGCGAGCAUGUUCUUGAGUUUUUGCUGACAAUGAAUCAUUCGGAGGAGGCCGAUAAUCCCGUGCCAAAGACUGUUUCAAAUCUCCUUGUGCAUAUUGUUGACACCCAUAUUGAUCAGGUGCAGGAUAUAGUGACAAAGCUUGAGAUGGAGUUGGAUUCGAUGGAGCUGGAAUUGGACAAGGGAGGAUCUGCACUGAGGAAACAAUUGUUGGAUGAUAGAAGAUUUCCCAAAAUGCAUUUGAAUUUGCAGCGUCUCCUACAGGUUGUUGCUCAUGGUGAACAAGUAUUCCCACGUGUAAAAGAGAAGUGUGCAACUAAAAGUUGGUUUGCAAGUGAAGACAUAGUUGCCCUUGAAGAACUAAUAGGUCGUCUUAGGAGGCUAAAAGAGAAUUUGGGAUUCAUAGUUAACCGGGUGACAGCAAUCCAGGCUGGUCUUGAUAGCUGGCAGUCAGAGCAAAUAAACAGGAAGCUUUACUAUCUUUCUUUUCUGUCUAUGAUCUUUCUUCCAUUAUCUAUUGUUACUGGAGUAUUUGGGAUGAAUGUUGGGGGUGUACCAUGGACAGGGCAAAGAGACCCUGAUUUGAAAGAUGGGUUCCGUAAUGUUAUGAUUCUCUGUGGUGCAUUGCUGUUUCUACUUCUAGUUUGCUUCAUUUUUCCUUCCCUCUAUGCACGCGUAUCUUCUGGGAGAAGGCAUGCUGCACUGAGUUGGUCUAUUGGUAGGAAGUCAUUCUUGAGAAAAACCAUUCAUCAAAAUGGAUUUCAGGGAGGAGAUUACAUCCGCAUCUGAAAAUUACCUUGUUAGUUAACUUCAGUUGGAAUCAGUUGCUAUAGCAUAGAAUUUACAGAUGCAGGCUAGUUCUGGACAGGCAUGUAUCAUAUUUGCAGAAUUCAUGCUGCAUAUUGACUUUGUUAUCUUUCUGAAGAUGUUACUGUAAGCAUACUACUAUUAUUCUGUCUGGAUUGUAAGUCUCUCCAAGUCUCUUGCAGGGAAGCUUGCAUCUCUUGCUCAAGCAGUUUCUUGUAAAGGCCAUUGUCUUAGAGAUUUCGAUUUCCUUGUGGUACCCUUGAGUUAUCCAUUUUGUC